AUGGCCGAUUCAUCUUCAGAUUUGGGAAGUCGUCGAUCAAGUCCCCUCGCUACCAGCCCUCCUUCCUCUCCGCCCUCUGCUGGCGACAGCAGCUCGCCCAAGAUGGCCUCGGAUACCGUGGACGAGCAACGAUUGCUUGCCGAAGAAGAGAAGGCCAAGUCUCAGAAUGAUAAAGACGAAGCCAAACGUCUCGCUGCCUCUCGCAGGAAGAGGAAGAAGAAGGCCGAGACCAAGGCCGAGAGAGAGGCCAAGGCGCGUGAGCUGGACGAAUUACUCCGCCAGAGCGCGGCGUUCAGCGAUAUCCUUACCAAGAAGACCGAGGUCCUCGGCCGCGUAGGAAGUGGCUUCGACGGCAAGACGCUCGGCGAGCACGACCUCAAAAUGGCUACCCAGCCGAAGUGUCUUGUGGGAGGCCAGAUGCGCGACUAUCAGCUCGAAGGCCUUACUUGGAUGUAUGAGAUUUGCCAACAGGGCAUGUCUGGCAUCCUGGCUGACGAGAUGGGCCUUGGCAAAACCGUGCAAACGAUCUCGCUGAUUGCUCUCUUGCGAGAGCAGGAAAAUUAUCUAGGGCCACAUCUGAUUAUUGCACCUCUCAGUACACUCUCCAAUUGGAUCAAUGAAUUCCAUCACUGGACACCAUCAAUCCCAGUCGUGAUGUACCACGGCGAUCCCUCACAGCGAGAACAGAUCCGCAACACUAAGAUCAUGCCGCAUAUUCCGAACGGCAGACCCACGAAACGAUUCCCUGUUGUAUGCACGUCAUACGAGAUUAUCCUUCGUGAUCGGAUUCAUCUUGCAAAGAUUAAUUGGGAGUUUAUAAUUAUCGAUGAGGGUCACCGCAUGAAAAACUUCGACUCGAAGCUCUUUCGCGAACUCCAACAGUUCCGCUCGGCUACCCGGUUGCUCAUUACUGGCACGCCUCUGCAAAACAACCUCAAAGAGCUGUGGUCGCUCCUGAACUUCCUGAUGCCCAAUAUUUUUACCAACUGGGAGGCGUUCGAACAUUGGUUCGACUUCAGCGGUUUGGAAGACGAAGAAGGUACCGAGGAGUUCAUCGCUGAUCGGAUGAAGCAAGACCUGGUCAAGAAGAUCCAUCUCAUCCUGCAGCCGUUGCUACUACGUCGCGUCAAAGCGGACGUAGCCAGCCAUUUGCCAAAAAAGAGAGAGUACGUGCUGUUUGCCCCAAUGACCAAGGAGCAGACAGACCUGUACAAUGUGAUCAACGACAAAAACAUUGACACGAGGGCCUACCUUGAGGACAAGGUUGUCGAGCGUCUUACUGGAACGACGAACAGCCCAGCCCUGUCGCGAAAAGCCACUCCGAAGACGUCUCGGUCAAGCAGCAUAAACCCUAAGGUAGAGCCUGAGGCCGAUGCGGCACCAGUCAGGUCCAGCCCACGGGGUAAGGCGUCGAAGGGAGGGCCUCCUGCCAAAGCCAAUGCAUUCACGCUCAUGAUGGGCCAGCCUCGUGGACGUGGGAGACCGCAAAAGAGUGACGGACCCGCGCAACCCGCUGCCACACCUGCCAAGACGGCGGGUAAGCGAAAAGCUGCCGAGCCCGUGGCGCAGCCGCCGGAGCCAAAGAGCAACAAGUCUAGCAGGCACUCUACUCCGGCGAGUUCUCGCGGCCGCCCGCGCAAGGGGCGCAAGUCCUACAAAGAAGAGGAUGCCUCCGACGAAGAUCUCUUGUCAGACGACGAGUUCGAGGCCAAACUGGCCGAGGAGUUCGCUUCGGAAGAUAUCGAGGAAGUGGCUAUCACAAUGCCAGCUGAGGAUUUUGAGCGCUCUCAGACGCUUGACCUGGCCAAGAAGGAGAUCGCGAACAAGAAACUGGGCAAUCCAUUGGUCCAGCUACGGCUGGUGUGCAACUCACCACACAACUUCUACAACCCGUGGGCAUCAAGUACGGACGUGCCGGUGGACGAGAGCAUCGUUACGGCAUCCGGAAAGAUGUUGCUGCUCGACCGGCUUUUGCCUGCGCUGUUCGAGCAGGACCACAAAGUGUUGAUCUUUUCGCAGUUCAAAACCCAGUUGGACAUUCUAGAAGAUUACUGCAAGGAAUUGCGUGGCUGGAACACAUGCCGAAUCGAUGGGUCGGUAGCGCAGGAGGAUCGGAAAACCCAGAUCGAGGAGUUCAACUCCAAUCCGGAGUUCAAAAUCUUCUUGCUGUCGACACGGGCUGGAGGCCAGGGGAUCAACCUUGCGAGUGCCGACACGGUCAUCCUGUUUGAUUCUGAUUGGAAUCCCCAACAAGACUUGCAGGCGCAAGAUCGCUGCCACAGGAUUGGUCAGACUCGCCCGGUUAUCGUGUACCGUCUCGCAACGAAGGGCACGGUCGAGGAAGAACUUCUGCUCAGCGCCGAUGCCAAGCGUCGCCUGGAGAAGUUGGUCAUCCGUAAGGGUGGCUUCAAAACCAUGGGCCAAAAGAUGGACAUGAGGGAGGACCUCGACAAGGAGACCCUCCGGGCACUGCUUCUCCGAGACGGAGAGGUCUACAAGUUCUCCGGAGACAAGGAGAUCCUCAGCGACCAGGACCUCAGCGUUCUUUGUGACAGAAGCGAGGAGGCCUACGUGCGCGCUGCUAGAGGUGAUGGCGAUGCCGAUGCAUUCAAGGUCGUCGAGACCGGCGUGGACGGCAUCAAGCAGACCGCCAAGUCUAGUUGA
Thyridium curvatum is the source of this 2664-nucleotide messenger RNA. RefSeq lists its product as uncharacterized. Lineage: Eukaryota; Fungi; Ascomycota; Sordariomycetes; Thyridiales; Thyridiaceae. Bases 1 to 2664 code for a protein of 887 amino acids. The record is from RefSeq and is a predicted model, not a curated record. Gene Ontology annotation, cellular component: nucleus. The transcript has 4 exons. Gene Ontology annotation, molecular function: DNA binding; ATP binding; ATP-dependent chromatin remodeler activity.